Hyaloperonospora brassicae is the source of this 1914-nucleotide messenger RNA. The record is from the annotation of a GenBank genome assembly. Lineage: Eukaryota; Oomycota; Peronosporomycetes; Peronosporales; Peronosporaceae.
AUGUGCGACUGUGACUGCGGGGACAUAGGCGUGUCUGUCCGGCGGCGGGAAAGCGCGUACGGCAUGACAUCCGUGGACGAUGCUGUGGAGAUGGUGCUGCAGCAGUCGGAUCCAUUAGACGCCGUGUGCGUUGAGGCCCGUGAAGCCGACGGCUUUGUGCUGGCCGAGCCGGUGCACAGCACUGAGUCUUUACCGCCGUUUCGGGCGAGUAUCAUGGACGGCUACGCAGUUGUUGCUGCAGACAAAGAGGGGACGUUUGCUGUUGUGGAACGCAUUGCCGCGGGGGAUACGCCCGUGAGGACAAUCGAACCUGGACAGGUGUCGUACGUCGCGACGGGGUGCCCCGUUCCCAAUGGGGCCGAUGCUGUGGUGAAGAUUGAAGACACGAGCAGUGUAGACGAUGACAAGGAGGAGGGAAUUGAAGCGACCGUGACCAUUUUGAAGGCUGGAAAGGUGGGCCAGAACAUCCGUCCUAUCGGGUCAGAUAUCAUCCCCGGUGAAGUGCUCGUGGACGACCAUGAACUCAUUUCUGCUGCUGAGAUUGGACUGCUCGCGACAGCAGGAAUAACGAAAGUUGUAGCACACCGGAAACCUGUAGUUGGCGUUCUCUCGACGGGUAGCGAGCUAGUUGAAUCGUUCCAGGGGGAAACGACACCCGGCAAGAUUCGAGAUAGCAAUCGUCCAAUGCUGCUCGCACUACUUAGUCGGUGGGGCGCCAAGACGCUGCAAUUGGGUGUGUGUAGUGACAGAAAGCAGGAGUUGAGAGAAACUAUCUUGAAGGCGCUGGAGAAGGUUGAUGUGCUAGUUGCGAGCGGCGGUGUGAGCAUGGGAGAACACGAUUACGUGAAACCUCUUCUGGAAGAGCUUGGCACCGUCCACUUUGGUCGACUGUUGAUGAAGCCUGGCAAGCCGACCACGUUUGCGACACUAGAUGUGGGUGGCAAAAAGAAGCUGGUCUUUGCUCUUCCCGGCAAUCCCGUGAGCUCUUUUACGACAUGCCAUCUGUUGGUUCGCCCAGCGCUGCAACGACUUCGUGGACUUUCACUUGCGAAGUGUCGCAACGCAACAGUCUCCGCCGUUUUGACGCACUCGAUCAAGCUGGACGCUGACCGUCCUGAGUUUCACCGUGCUUGCUUGGUAUGGGACAGCAAAGAGCACAAAUUUCUAGCUACGAGUACUGGCCGCCAGAUCAGUUCCCGCCUACUAAGCUGUCGCAAUGCGAAUGCUCUACUUUGUCUGCCGACAGGCAUCGAAGCGCCUGAAGGCCAGGCUGUUGCAGCCUUGAUGCUCGACAGUACCUUUGGCAACACCACGAAUAUCAUGGCCAUCACGCCCGCCCCAGUCCAGAACGCUGUUUCUUCGCCCCAAUUAUCUGCGCCAGAGAAGUGCAAUGUGCUGGACAAAGUCUUUCGAGCUGGACUUUUGACGAUCAGCGAUCGUGUGUCUGCUGGUACUGCAACAGACAUGAGCGGGCCGGCGAUGGCAGGUGUACUUCGUCAAGUUGGCAAGGUCCGAAUCGAGGUGGUGGCUGUCAAGACCGUGCCCGAUGAAAUAAACGAGAUUCAAGCUGUGGUGAAGGAGUGGUCAGACUCCGACACGGUCGAUCUGAUCCUCACUUCCGGUGGCACAGGCCUAAGUCCCCGUGACGUUACGCCAGAAGCAGUCAAGGCAGUGCUGGACAAAGAAAUUCCGGGGUUCCCGAUUGCGAUGCUCGAAAGCUCGCUCAAGAUAACAGCUAAAGCUGUGCUGUCUCGUCCUGUGGCAGGCAUUCGGAAACGAACGCUGAUUGUAACUCUGCCAGGGAAGCCGAAAGCUGUAGUCGAAAACUUUGCUGCGAUUGCGGAAGUGCUGCCUCAUGCGCUUCAUUUGGUCCGAGACUUGUCGCACGAACAUCACCGCGGGAAUCAAGGAUGA